CGUCAUGUUAGUCGUCAUGUCACUGGUCUUGUUGGUGGGGGUACUUCCUGGUCAGCUGACUUUUAUGUACAAAACAAAUUUGACUCAUUAAAAUUUUCUACUCACUUCAAGUUUUGGUGUGAGUGGGAAAAGAGCAUUCGAACAAAUUUUAAUAAGAAAUAUGAAGUUCCUGAUAUUUGUGGCACUUUGUGUGGUUGGCAUCAGUCAGGCAGUGUCUUUUUUCGACCUAGUCCAGGAGCAAUGGGGCGCUUUCAAGGUGACUCAUAAAAAACAAUACGAAAGCGAAACCGAAGAACGCUUCCGAAUGAAAAUCUUCAUGGAAAACGCUCACAAAGUCGCCAAACACAACAAAUUGUACGCACAAGGUUUAGUUUCGUUUAAAUUAGGUGUGAACAAAUAUUCUGACAUGCUCAAUCAUGAAUUCGUCCACACUUUGAACGGUUACAACCGCACUAAAACACCCUUGAGGAGUUAA
Molecule: messenger RNA, 475 nt
Organism: Tribolium madens (black flour beetle)
Lineage: Eukaryota; Metazoa; Arthropoda; Insecta; Coleoptera; Tenebrionidae
Product: cathepsin L-like
Exons: 4
Coding region: 161-475 (104 amino acids)
Source: RefSeq, a predicted model, not a curated record